Molecule: messenger RNA, 7466 nt
Organism: Coregonus clupeaformis (lake whitefish)
Lineage: Eukaryota; Metazoa; Chordata; Actinopteri; Salmoniformes; Salmonidae
Product: clathrin heavy chain 1
Biological process (GO): receptor-mediated endocytosis; intracellular protein transport
Cellular component (GO): clathrin complex; clathrin coat of coated pit; clathrin coat of trans-Golgi network vesicle
Molecular function (GO): clathrin light chain binding; structural molecule activity
Source: RefSeq, a predicted model, not a curated record
GAGGACAUCCGAUAUUUCCCUCCUCUGCAUUGGUAUUUGUGGGAGAAUCCUCUUGGCCGGCUGUAGGGCUUAUAAAUAGCAAAUUUAUUAUUUUGUAGCAUGCCGUAAGAAACAUUUGAGCGCCAUUCAUUUUUGUUUUCUCUCAGAGCUUUCAAGUCUAAUUGUUGUGGACUAUUUUACUUAGCGGAAGCGUAGAGUUUUGAUUCAGGAGUGUUGUUUGGGUGCUAGGCUACUGAAGGAGAGCAGCACUGAAUUCGGGUGAUAUCAACGUAAGCCGGCGAGACGCCUAUCAUUGCACAUUAUAUUUUACUUUUGGGAGCUUUUUGGGCACUUUUAAUACAAGACAACAUUAAUUCCUCCUCGUGUCCCCUUCCCCUUUCCUUUUCUCUGGACACUUGAAACACAGAAAGCCUCAAGAAUGGCUCAGAUACUUCCGAUACGAUUUCAGGAACAUCUGCAGCUGCAGAACCUGGGGGUGAACCCGGCCAACAUCGGGUUCAGCUACCUGACCAUGGAGUCUGACAAGUUCAUCUGCAUCCGGGAGAAGGUGGGUGAACAAAACCAGGUGGUGAUCAUAGACAUGGCCGACCCCAAUAACCCAAGCAGACGACCCAUUUCCGCUGACAGCGCCAUCAUGAACCCUACCAGCAAGGUCAUCGCCCUGAAAGAGGACGCUGCUAAGUGCCUGCAGAUCUUCAACAUUGAGAUGAAGAGUAAGAUGAAGGCCCACACCAUGACAGAGGAAGUCAUGUUCUGGAAGUGGAUCUCUGUCAACACUGUCGCCUUGGUGACUGAAGCGGCCGUCUACCAUUGGAGCAUGGAGGGGGACUCUCAGCCAAUGAAAGUGUUUGAUCGGCACGCCAGUCUGGCCGGUUGCCAGAUCAUAAACUACAGAACAGACGAACAGCAGAAGUGGCUUCUGCUUAUUGGGAUUUCGGCACAGCAAAACCGUGUGGUGGGGGCCAUGCAGCUGUACUCUGUUGACAGGAAGGUGUCCCAGCCCAUCGAGGGCCACGCUGCAGCCUUCGGAGAGUUUAAGGUGGAGGGCAACACCAAAGCCUCCACUCUCUUCUGCUUCGCUGUGCGCAGCCAGGCUGGGGGCAAGCUGCAUAUCAUAGAGGUGGGUCAGCCGGCUACAGGGAACCAGCCGUUUACCAAGAAGGCGGUUGAUGUGUUCUUCCCUCCCGAGGCUCAGACAGACUUCCCUGUCGCCAUGCAGAUUGGCACCAAGCACGGUGUGAUCUACCUGAUCACUAAGUACGGCUACAUCCACCUGUAUGAUCUGGAGUCAGGAGUGUGUAUCUACAUGAACCGCAUCAGCGCUGAGACCAUCUUCGUCACCGCCCCCCACGAACCCACCUCCGGCAUCAUCGGGGUUAACAAGAAGGGACAGGUGUUGUCAGUGUGUGUGGAGGAGGAGAACAUAGUGAACUAUGCCACCAACGUGCUGCAGAACCCAGACCUGGGCCUGAGGAUGGCCGUGCGUUCUAACCUGGCCGGGGCAGAUGAGCUGUUUGCCAGGAAGUUCAACACGCUGUUCGCUCAGGGCUCCUACUCCGAGGCUGCCAAGGUGGCUGCCUCCACGCCCAAGGGUAUCCUGCGGACAGUGGAGACCAUCCGUAAGUUCCAGAGUGUGCCGGCCCAGCCGGGCCAGGCCUCUCCCCUGCUGCAGUACUUUGGCAUCCUGCUGGACCAGGGCCAGCUCAACAAGUUUGAGUCUAUGGAGCUGUGCAGGCCCGUGCUACAGCAGGGACGCAAGCAGCUGCUGGAGAAGUGGCUGAAAGAGGACAAGCUGGAGUGUUCUGAGGAGCUUGGUGACCUGGUUAAGGCAGUAGAUCCUACUCUAGCCCUCAGUGUCUACCUCAGGGCCAACAUACCCAGCAAGGUGAUCCAGUGCUUCGCUGAGACCGGACAGUUCCAGAAGAUAGUGCUCUACGCCAAGAAGGUGGGCUACUCUCCAGACUGGGUGUUUCUGUUGAGGAAUGUGAUGCGGGUCAGUCCAGACCAGGGUCUACAGUUCUCUCAGAUGCUGGUUGCAGAUGAGGAGCCCCUGGCCAACAUCAACCAGAUAGUGGAUGUGUUCAUGGAGGGCAGUCUGAUCCAGCAGUGUACCUCGUUCCUAUUGGACGCUCUGAAGAACAACCAGCCAGCCGAGGGACACCUACAGACACGCCUACUGGAAAUGAACCUCCUCCAUGCUCCCCAGGUGGCCGACGCAAUCCUGGGAAACCAGAUGUUUACUCACUAUGACCGAGCCCACAUCGCCCAGCUGUGUGAGAAGGCUGGGCUACUACAGAGGGCUCUAGAACACUACACUGACCUGUUCGACAUCAAAAGGGCUCUCGUACACACACACCUUCUCAACCCUGAGUGGCUGGUGAACUUCUUUGGCGCCCUGUCAGUAGAGGACUCAGUAGAGUGUCUUCGGGCCAUGUUAUCAGCCAACAUCAGACAGAACCUUCAGCUGUGUGUCCAGGUGGCAUCUAAAUACCACCAGCAGCUGGGAACAAACACCCUGGUGGAUCUCUUCGAGUCCUUCAAGAGCUUCGAGGGUGUGUUCUACUUCCUGGGUUCCAUAGUGAACUUCAGCCAGGACCCUGACGUCCAUUUUAAAUACAUCCAGGCGGCCUGUAAGACCGGACAGAUCAAGGAGGUGGAACGCAUCUGUAGAGAGAGCAAUUGUUACGACCCGGACAGGGUCAAGAACUUCCUCAAGGAGGCUAAACUGACAGACCAGCUGCCUCUGGUCAUAGUGUGUGACCGCUUUGACUUUGUCCAUGACCUGGUUCUCUACCUCUACCGCAACACUCUGCAAAAGUACAUUGAGAUCUACGUUCAGAAGGUGAACCCUAGCCGGCUGCCAGUGGUGAUAGGAGGUCUGUUGGAUGUAGACUGUGCUGAAGACGUCAUUAAGAACCUGAUCAUGGUGGUGAGAGGACAGUUCUCCACAGACGAGCUAGUGGCAGAGGUGGAGAAGAGGAACAGACUGAAGCUGUUGUUGCCAUGGCUGGAGUCUCGUAUCCACGAGGGCUGUGAGGAGCCGGCUACCCACAAUGCCUUGGCUAAGAUAUACAUAGACAGUAACAACAACCCGGAGCACUUCCUGAAGGAGAACACCUUCUACGACAGCACUGUAGUGGGGAAGUAUUGUGAGAAGAGGGACCCCCACCUCGCCUGUGUCGCUUACGAGAGGGGCCAGUGUGACCUGGACCUUAUCAAGGUGUGCAAUGAGAACUCCCUGUUCAAGAGUGAGGCUCGCUACCUGGUCCGACGGAAAGACCCAGAACUAUGGGCUAAUGUUCUAGAGGAGAACAACCCUUAUAAACGCCAACUAAUAGACCAGGUGGUGCAGACAGCUCUGUCAGAGACCCAGGACCCAGAGGAGGUGUCGGUGACUGUCAAGGCCUUUAUGACAGCUGACCUGCCCAAUGAGCUCAUCGAACUACUGGAGAAGAUCGUACUGGACAACUCAGUCUUCAGCGAGCACCGAAACCUCCAGAACCUGUUGAUCCUGACGGCCAUCAAGGCAGACCGGACGCGUGUGAUGGAGUACAUCAACCGCCUGGACAACUACGACGCCCCAGACAUCGCUAACAUCGCCAUCAGCAACGAGCUCUUCGAGGAGGCCUUCGCCAUCUUUAAAAAGUUUGACGUCAACACCUCUGCCAUUCAGGUCCUGAUCGAGCAUAUCAGUAACCUGGACAGAGCCUAUGAGUUUGCAGAGCGUUGUAAUGAGGCUGCGGUAUGGAGUCAGCUGGCCAGAGCCCAGCUCCAGAGAGACCUGGUUAAAGAGGCCAUCGACUCCUACAUCAAAGCUGACGACCCAUCAGCCUACAUGGAGGUGGUCAGCGCUGCCAGCAAAAACGAUAACUGGGAGGAUCUGGUGAAGUUCCUUCAGAUGGCCCGUAAAAAGGCCCGGGAGUCGUACGUAGAGACGGAGCUCAUCUUUGCUCUGGCUAAAACUGUCAGACUGGCCGAACUAGAGGAGUUUGUUAGCGGACCUAACAAUGCCCAUAUACAACAGGUGGGAGAUAGGUGUUAUGAGGAGGGGAUGUAUGAUGCUGCCAAGCUGCUGUAUAAUAAUGUGUCCAACUUUGCCCGCCUGGCGUCCACGCUGGUACACCUAGGAGAGUACCAGGCUGCUGUGGACAGUGCCAGGAAAGCCAACAGCACACGCACCUGGAAGGAGGUGUGUUUUGCGUGUGUGGAUGGGGAGGAAUUUCGGUUGGCUCAGAUCUGUGGUCUUCACAUUGUCAUCCACGCUGAUGAACUGGAGGAGCUCAUUAGUGACUAUCAGAACCGGGGCUACUAUGAGGAGCUGAUAGCCCUGUUGGAGGCAGCGUUGGGUUUGGAGCGCGCUCACAUGGGCAUGUUCACAGAGCUGGCCAUCCUCUACUCCAAAUUCAAACCCCAGAAGAUGAGAGAACACCUUGAACUCUUCUGGUCCCGUGUCAACAUCCCUAAGGUGCUGCGAGCAGCGGAGCAGUCUCACUUGUGGGCGGAGCUAGUGUUUCUGUAUGAUAAAUACGAGGAGUAUGACAACGCUGUCCUCACGAUGAUGUCACAUCCUACUGACGCAUGGAAGGAGGUGCAGUUCAAGGACGUCAUUGCCAAGGUGGCCAAUGUGGAGCUGUACUACAAAUCCCUUUCCUUUUACCUGGACUACAAACCUCUGCUGACGAACGACCUUCUGACCAUACUGUCACCACGGUUAGACCACAGCCGCGCGGUCACAUACUUCACCAAGAUGAACCAGUUGAAGUUGGUAAAGCCUUACCUGAGGUCAGUUCAGAGUCACAACAACAAGGGAGUCAACGAGGCCCUUAAUAACCUACUGACAGACGAGGAGGACUACCAGGGUCUGAGGGCGUCUAUCGAUGCGUAUGAUAAUUUUGACACCUUUGGUCUGGCCCAGAGACUGGAGAAGCAUGAGCUGAUUGAGUUCAGACGCAUAGCAGCAUACCUCUACAAAGGUAACAACCGUUGGAGACAGAGUGUGGAACUCUGCAAGAAGGACAAAUUAUACAAGGAUGCGAUGCUGUAUGCUUCCGAGUCAAAGGAUGCAGAGUUGGCUGAGACCCUGCUGCAGUGGUUCCUGGAGGAGGGCAGGAAGGAAUGUUUCGCUGCCUGUCUGUUUGCCUCCUAUGACCUGCUGCACCCUGACGUGGUGCUGGAGCUGGCCUGGAGACACAACAUCAUGGACUUUGCCAUGCCAUACUUCAUCCAGGUCAUGAGGGAGUACCUCACCAAGGUGGACAAAUUGGAGGAGUCAGAAAGCCAAAGGAAGACUGAGGAAAAAGUCACAGAACCCACCCCCAUAGUGUUUGGUCAGCAGCUGAUGUUGACAGCAGGUUCUGCUCCAGUGGCUCCCCAGCCAGGAUAUCCAGGAGGCUAUGGAUACGCUGCACCAGGCUACCCCACCCAGCCCCCCUACGGCUACAACAUGUAGACCACCUCUACCCCACCUAGCCCCCUUAUGGCUUCACCAUGGGUCCAUGCGUCUCAAAUGGCACCCAUUCCCUGUUUUGUGCACUACUUUUGACCAGGGCCCGUAGGGUUCCGGUGAGAAGUAGUGCACUAUAUAGGCUAUAGGGUGUCAUUUGGGUUGCAGAUCAUGUAGAGCAUAAGUUCCCAAUAACCCCACAUCCCACCUGGAGCGCCUAACACCCCUCUUACCCAACCUCAGCCCCAACCUGAAUCACACUUACCCUACACUGGGAUCAAAUACAUUAUACAGAUGCAGCUUGCUUAUGGAUUAAAAAUGUAUUCCCUGCCUUGAAACCCCUGAUACACAAUCUCACUACUCUGAGACACAUAGUCCACCUCUGGAAACUCCAAACCCCAACCAACCCCCCUCCCGCCCACCACCACCACAAGCAACUCUCUCAACCGAAAAGACUUCCACUUUGCUCCCUCCUCCUCUCACUCCCACCUCCUCUUGCUCCCCCUCCGUCUCCAAUGGACUAGAGCAAGGCUAACUGACCCCACUACUUAGGCUGACCAGCCCCCCCAUUCACCACCGCACAGCAUGGCGACAGCUCUUAGCUCCUAGAGAAAAUAACGAACAGAUAAAAGCUAACGUACAGUACACCACUCUGUCCAGGUAUAUUAUAUUACUGUUCCAUAGACUGUAUCAACCAUAGAGCAGCUUUUAAAAAAAAGAGAUGAUAAUAGAGUGCUGGUAGUGAAGAGACUUUGUUACUGAGGAGAGAGAGGGAGUGGGUGAGGGGGGCGCAGCCCCGAAUGCCCCCUCCCUACCCUCCCUUAAGCAUGGCUAAGCCUUGUACAGGAUGUGUCAACUUUGAGUCAUUGUUCACGUUUGUUUCACGACUGUCUCAUACGUUUGUUUCACGACUGUCUCGUACGUUUGUUUCACGACUGUCUCGUACGUUUGUUUCACGACUGUCUCGUACGUUUGUUUCAUGACGGUCUCAUAUGUUUGCUUCAAGACUUUCUGUUCAAUCGUUUUUGUUUGCCCAUCUGAACAGGUACUAUGUGUUGAAGAUGCAACACUAUACAGUACUAUGGACAAGGAAUACUAGUUAUUGGGUGUACUUACUGUGUGUAGUUUAUCAAGCAUGUAGGGAUCUGUUGACAACACUAAGACUGGGAAGGUUUGCAUUGUUUCUCCUCUCCCCUGCGGUUUUGCUAGCUGAUAAUAACCAGGUCAACAUGGACGUUUGGGUCUCUCCACUUUACACUGAUGUAUGGUACAUGAUCCCACAGCUCUGUAGUUGAUGAUGAUGUGAAACAUAACUGCUAUAUGCUGAUGUCUGUGCAUGUGCUGCCAAACAUAUAAUACUGUAACAAUGCAACCAGGAGCACAAUUGUCAUGUUACACAUACAACAAGUAUUACCUAUGUUGUGUUCAAAGCUAAACAAAUGUAUUUUGAAGCCUUUACUGUCCCACCACUGACAUCAACUAACAGAAUGGUGAAGAAACUCUAAUAUUACACAGAUGAGAAUAAAAACAUACUAGGGGAAUAUAACUCCUAUAUAUCCCCGUGCCAGUGGUCCAGAGUUAUCAUUUAAUGUACUGAAAAAACUGUAUAAUUUAAGAUAUGUUCCAAUAUUAUGGAAUACCAUACAGUAUGUAUUGUCUAUAGUGUAUUGUUGUAGUUAGUCUUAAGCAUAAAUGUGAUACUUUAAAAAAAGAAAAUGACAAUAUACAAAAAGAGCGGAAUACAAACAUUAAACUCUUCAGCACGAUUGCUUGCAGCAGCCAUCAUUCUGGGGUUUGGUUUCUUCUUGUUCAAGUAGCACAUGUCUGAUGAGAAUGUUCUGGAAAACUACCGCCAGGGUUUAUGGGUAAAUCUGGCCUCAUGCAUCUGGAGCUGUGCCACGACAUUGUACAAAUGUUGGAUUGGGGUUUCGUAGAAAACACUGAAAUCUGAGCUGGGUACACAUAUUACCCUGUCUGUACAAGUCAUGCUUUCUGAAGGAUAAUAAAGUUUACACUCACAUUA